Molecule: messenger RNA, 3192 nt
Organism: Talaromyces rugulosus
Lineage: Eukaryota; Fungi; Ascomycota; Eurotiomycetes; Eurotiales; Trichocomaceae
Exons: 9
Coding region: 1-3192 (1063 amino acids)
Source: RefSeq, a predicted model, not a curated record
AUGCAGGAACCCGUUUACGGCGUGAUUCGCGAGGUGGAGCGUGUUGUGGCUUCGCCGUAUACCCCCACGCUCAACAAACUUGAAAGCAUAGUGGAAAAUGCUUCACAAGACGUGCUACACCGAUGGGCUGAUUGCAAACCCUGCCAGGUGUCGCUCCUGGCUGCAGUAAUUAUUGAACAGCUGCCAUAUUCACUCAAGCUUCUUUCAAGAUUCGGAUAUGUACGAGAGUUCCGCGAUGCUUUAUUGAAACGACAACCGAUGUUGCUGGAUCAGUUACUUAGGCACGCUAUCGAGGAAGGAGAAAACUUCGACGCUUGCAUAUCAAUGUUAUCAUCGAGGAUCCCUGACGAAACCGCCGUACCGGCAAGAAUACCGCUCUUUCUAACCACACUGUUACAAAAGAUGGUGCAGGAGCCAUGUGCCCGCACGAUUCGGCCUUUGUAUGAAGUUGUGGAAGGCCUUAUUGGCAACUCAAAUAUACUGAAAAGUCUUCCAAAUGACCUUUUGGCUACCUUCCAGCUCGAGUCGACCAACAUUUUGCGGAGCCUAAACGACUCGAUGGCAAGCCUACUCUGUUUAGCCACUUUCGCUCGAAUACGUAGGCUAUGGCAACCAACUAAAAAUGAACCCUACAUGCCAACGUGGUUAGAGAACAUUUUCCAGAUUCUAGGCCCAAAACGCGCGGCUAAGACCCUUGAUUUGGUAUUCAUCUCUGCAAUCAUGGCCUGCUCCAGUAGCUGCAGUGGGUAUUCAUCACAGGAGCGCGUUUUCCUAGUACGGUUGGCAGUAGAAAUCUGCGAUAAUUUUGACGAGGAGUUGAAAAGAUCAUGGCUAGGUACGAACUCGCCAAAAGUCGUAAAGCUAUGUGACAAGUUACGGCGACCAGAAAUAGACCGGGAUCUUCAAAUAAUGGGCUUGACACUUUUGACAACAUUUUCGCAAUGGCUCUCAUUACCUCGGGAGAUUUAUAGUAUGACACGAGAAGGUGUCUUUGCAAGUUCAGGGUUUGAAAUACUCUAUCAACUACCAGAAUCCGUCAGGGAAACACUUUUGGAAAGACUACUGGCAAACUUCGAUGCUAGUGAAAUUUCCAGCAUUCUCUCGUACGCUAUUACAGGGCUGCAGCGAAGCAAACACGUCAAUAUACCUGAUAUAUCCACAGUACGAGUCAACUUGCUAGCUCUCUCAGCGAUCAAAAAAUCAGAUUCACAUUUAUCUGCUGCUUGCUCCUACUUGGAGCGUCUCCCAACUGCAGACGAAGUGGCUUUAAAAGCCUAUGCUCAAACAUUCCGUUCUACCCAGGGCGAUUGCAUUUGUGAAACAUCUCCCGUUUGCACAGCAGCUACUGGAGCUUUGAAAAAUGAGCUCUUCCUUGAGUUUUUGACUUGCUUUCACUCCAGUGCUAUUGCAUGUAGUGAGGCGGUCCCCUUGAAGUCACAUGAUAUCAUCCUAUCAUUCCUUGACCGCACGAAGGAUCAAGGCAGAAAACCAAGCGGUUGCCGUUUUUCUCAAGCAACAGGACCAGAAAGGCUUAGUACUCUCUUCCAAAAGCCCGUACAACCAGUGGCAACCGUACAAAUGGAAAGAUCAAGCCACGAAUGGAGAUCUAAACUCGCUGCAUCUCUCCUGGAAAACGCCCAAACUUCUCACCAGUCCAUUAUCCAACAAAUGGAAGCAAUUUGUGGAGACUUUGAGGCCCGAUGUGCUAGUAUCGAAAAGCCACUGUCAGCCGUGGCCCAGGAACGCGACGAGCUCAGGCGGCAACUUGAAGAGGCACGAGAAGUCAACAUGGAGCUAGAAAACCGAGCACUUCAGUCUUCAGAAAUGAUAUCUAGCCUGACAACAGAGAAAAACCAACUAUCUGAAAUGAACAAAAAUUAUUCAUUGCAGGUGGCACAUUUGACUGAGCAAGUCGAUGCUUUGCAGAAUGAGCUUGAUUCUGCUCGCGAAGAGUCACAGGACAGCAUUGAGGUGGAACGCACAAAGGCUCGUACUCGUGAACUGGAUCUCAUGGCUACUGUUACAGAAAGAGAUGAUUUGCUUGAUGAGCAACAAACAGAGAUGGACGGUGUGAAACGGGAAAACGCCUAUCUCAAAGAGAGGAUGGAUGCCACAUCGGAACGUAAUAACGAGAUAUCGCAAGAGCGCGAUUCCCUUCAUGCUGAAGUGUCCAAGCUACAGAAGGAAUCAACUCAGAGCCGCGAGACGCUUCAACACGAGCUUUCUAGACUGCACCAGGUCAUGGAUAUACGGGAGUCCACGAAUACCGAAAAGGACAGCCGCAUCAUGGCCUUGGCUGAUACGAAUAAAGAUUUAUCCAGAGAACUUCAGAGUCUUAAGGAAAGGAUUGACCAAGAAAAGUCAAAUUCUGAGGCACUGAGAUCUGCUGCCGAGGAAGAACGACAGCGCCACCAGUCUGCCAUUGCAGAGAUGGAACGGAAACACGCAGCUCAAACUGCACAGUCCCUUCAUGAUGGACAAAACAAGGUUGAGCGGUAUAGAAACGAGAUUACUGCGAUCCAAAACAGAGCAGAGAGCAAAAUUUCUAAAGCCGAGAAGGACCUUCGUACAAAGGACAAGAGGUUGCAAUAUCUGCAGAAGAAGGUCGAGUCCCUUCGCAACGAGCGGUCAGCCAAAGCUCGCGAAUUCUCCGAGGCCCAGGAACACAUCAGUAGAUUGAUGAACGUCAUGGGGUUUUCCAAGGACCAAAAGAAUGACAAUCAAAAACCAACAACGGGCAUUAGAAGCAAGGAGCCUCGCAGGUCAUCGCGACUAGCCGAUGCGCAGACUCAAUCCUUUCUUCCAUCCGAAGGCGAGACAACCAUGCAUACGCAAUUCUCGGUCAUGCAGCAGCAGCCUCCUUCGGCCGAAGAUUCGUUCCAACAUAACUCUCGCAGACGUAGCCACCACAUGUCGAAUGCGGACUCGCUGCUCGACCCUAACCGCUCAUUCUCUCCAAGCAAAAAAGAAUCGGCAGUCCGCGAGCGGGAGCCGUUGCGACAGCCUCUUGGAGAUAUCGACAGGAACAGUCCCACGAAAUCUCAACAAGUCAGCCAAAGGUUUCCAGGGUGCGACGAUGAGCAGAAUAUUCAAAAGGCACAGCCUCAGGAAGAUUUUAAUAUCGCAGGGUGGGGAGAUGUUGAUUUGGACUUUGAUGAUGACGAUGUUUUUACAAGCACAGCAGCUGGAUAA